UGAUCCCUCGCUCCCCUGUGUAAGACAGCAACCACCCUGCCUUGUACAGUACUUGUACACGGUAAGCAGUUGAACCCUUUUUUUAACAGCCAGUUCCUCCUCCCCCGCUUCUUCCAUUCCUCUUCCUCAACCAUCAUCUCCUAAUACUCAUCAAUUAAUCAAUUGCUUCUCCAAAUAUCUUCAUUUUUUGCCUUUGUUAUCAAAUUCAUUAACAAAAUGGUUGAGGGCGCGACACCGAGACACAAAUUUCUGGUUUGGGGUGGUGAGCAAAGACACCUUUCCCCAUGAUUAACUUAAUUCUUACAAUGACUGCCAGGAAAUGGAUGGGUUGCUGGACACUUGAAGACAAUCCUCGAAAGUCAGGGCAAAGAGGUUGUGACCACAACUGUGAGAAUGGAAGACCGCGAAUCUGUUCUGAAGUAAGUUGACGUUCUUCUGUCUCCGUCCGGGUUUUGUUUUCGGGGAGAGGGAACUUUACGGCUCAUGGUUCUUAGGCUGCUUGAUGAGGUCAAACCUACUCACGUCCUCAAUGCUGCUGGGUGCACCGGAAGACCCAAUGUCGACUGGUGUGAGGACAACAAGGAGGCCACGAUUCGUUCUAAUGUGAUUGGUACUUUGAACCUGACCGAUUGCUGCUUCUUGAGAAACAUCCACUGCACUGUGUUUGCCACUGGAUGUGUUUACCACUACGACGAUAAGCAUCCUAUUGGUGGUGCAAGUUUCAAGGAGGAAGAUCCAGCAAACUUUGAUGGAUCUUUCUACUCAGCUACCAAGUCCAAUGUUGAGGAGGUUUGUUCCCGAUUAAUCCUCUGCUAAACCUAGUAUGCUAAUUUUAACUCCAGAUCUUGAUCCAUUAUCCCAAUGUCCUGGUCCUCAGACUUAGGAUGCCGGUUUCGGAUGACUUGCACGGAAGAAACUUUGUCACAAAGAUUACCAAAUACGAACGAGUUGUUGAUAUCCCUAACGUGUGUGUUACUUGUGUUUGAGCAUAUCACCUGCGAACUGACCAGUAUUAUAGUCAAACACAAUUCUCACUGACCUCCUUCCGGCGUCCAUCGUUCUCGCUGAGAACAAUGAGCUCGGUGUCUAUAACUUCGUGAGCCCCCCCAACCCCUCCAUGAGCCUCACUAAAUUAUCCCUCUUUUAGACCAACCCUGGCGCCAUUUCGCACAACGAAGUCCUUGCCUUGUUCAAGAAACAUGUUCGCCCUUCCUUCGAAUGGAAGAACUUCUCUGUUGAGGAGCAGAGCAAGGUCAUCAAAGCUGGCAGGUCUAACUGUGAGCUUGACUCCACUAAGCUUGUCAACAAGCUCAAGGAAUACAACUACACAGUUCCCGAAAUCCACGAGGCUUAUGAGCAAUGCUUCAUUCGUAUGGCUAAGAAUGGAGAGAAAUAGGCUGCGGAUUCAAAGAGAAGCUGGUUCUAACCCUUUUUUCCUUUCCUCCUUUUUUUCUUAUAUUCCGAGUCUCCAUAUCCACCUAGCUUGACGGUGAACAUCCGUGAUGUUCGAAAUUGAAUUGUUUGAUGAU
This is a messenger RNA of Tuber aestivum (summer truffle), 1529 nucleotides long. Lineage: Eukaryota; Fungi; Ascomycota; Pezizomycetes; Pezizales; Tuberaceae. The record is from the annotation of a GenBank genome assembly.